Messenger RNA from Cladocopium goreaui, 508 nucleotides. NCBI's taxonomy places the organism in Eukaryota, Dinophyceae, Suessiales, Symbiodiniaceae. The record is from the annotation of a GenBank genome assembly.
CUUGCAUUUGGAUCACUCACAUCUUUGAAAGUUGGCACGCGCCUGCCUGGUAGCCCUCGUACGACGUAUGCCUGGCCUCUCAGAAGAGGAUAUUCUGGGACUGUGGCGCCUACGAUCUUUGCUUCAUGAGCUCAAGAGCAGCCUAUUCGAAGCUCUAUCACGUGGAGAGAAGUGCGUGCUGAAAUUAGUGGUGGGUUCUUCCGAAGUUUCAGCUAUUGAUGCUGCAUGCUCAUCGAUUGUGCGGGCCUGUCAUGAGCACCUGAAGAUUUGCAAGCUUGAACGAGAAGGGCUGAAAGAUUUGCCGAUGCAUUUGUCACCAGUCAUGCCCAUGACGGCUGAACAAUUCGAUGGAUCUGAACUGAAACUGUUCUUGAGCAAGCUUGGCUUAGGCUAUGAUGUACUUCUUUUCUUGGAUUCAAUCGAGGAGGUUAUGCACCUUUCAGCCGAAAGUCAGAUGGACCCAGACUUUGCAGCCCGCAUCGACCUCGUUCAGGCCAGGACUGCAUGA